AUGCCAAGAAAGAGAGGCAGAGUGCUCUUCAUGGUGAUAUGCUUUGGUGUCACCUCAACUGUUCUUCUCAGCCCGAUGUGGACCAUAAAUCAACCUCCCCAACUUCUUCCGAGAAAGAAAAAAGAAAUUCUAUCGACAACCAAACCCAUUGUGGAAAGGAAUCCGUCGAGAAGAUUCAGGAAUAUCCCAUUGGAGUUGCUUCGCAUGUGCGAAAUUGGAAGCAAACAACCCGGGAUAUAUCCAUGCUACGACAACAUCCGAUUCAACAACCUCUAUUAUCAACACCUGCGCCUUAGGAAAGAAAACAUAGACAUUUAUCUCUAUUCCGCAUUCCAUGAUCAUCGAAAGGAGAAGAAAAUCCGUAUAUUUGGUAUGAUCAUAGGACCUGAAGAAUCCGUCCCAAUCCUUAAAUGCAAAUUUUAUCAAAGGAACCAGACCUAUGGGUUCCGCGAGGGGCACUAUACAGAACUUUACCAAAAUAUUCAGCAAAAUUGGCCAGUUCCAUUCACGCUGAGCUGUGAGCUGAUGGAAGGGGAACCCAUCCCCGACGCCGUCUCAGUGUUACCCUCAGAUUCCGAAGAAGUAUUCAACAUCCUGAAAGUGUUUCAACGAGACAGGAAUACCUUGAGUGAGGAGAGUCAUGCAGUGUCACUAUGCGUUAAGCAGUUGUACUUCGUGCAGGAUCUCUCCUACCUCCUUACAGAAUGGCUGGAGAUUCUGAAGUCGAUGGAAGUGGGGAAGGUGUUCGCUUAUGGCCUCCAACCUCAUCCGAACAUGGAGCGGGUGCUGGAGCACUACGAAGAUCAGGGAGGAUUCGUGGAUUACAUCCCAAUCACCCUUCCUGGAACUCAGCCCAACAUCCCUGGGCCAAAUGGUCAAUUUCUGCCCAGGAACGCAGACUUCCAUCGAGGAUUCUAUCACCUUCAACUCAAUGAUUGUCUUUAUAGAAGCCUGGUUCAGGGAUAUGAAUACGUUGCCGUCAUCGACGUCGACGAAAUGAUCGUCCCAGACGCGCCAUAUAUGACUUGGCCCAAAUUGAUGCAACACCUUGUCUCGGAGAACCCUAGAUACGAUUGCUAUUACUUUUUAACAAGGAUAAUUUUGAUGGAGGAAGGGGAAACUACCGGAUGGUUACAGGAUCAUGACGUAAAACUGCGGCACGUGAAUGCAGCAGAAUUCAAUGCACUUCCAAAUCGGGUGGGAAAGAGCAUCUGUGUGACCAACCAGCAAGAGACUAUGUCCAACCAUUACUCGGAAAUGUGUUUCCCUGGAUACCGCAUGUGCUACACGUACCAUACUCCUAGAAACUUCGGGGAACUGUAUCAUUACGGGAAAUGCUCCGUCCGGGACUGCGCCGGAUCGGGUGGGAAUGGCACCUGCGAUGGACAGAGCUGCGAAGUGGUUCGUAAGACUGCUCUUCUUGCGCACGGGGACUCCGUCCGGCAGGGUGUGCUUCACACCUUGCAACAACUUCAGCUCCUUCCUUUUUCUUGA
Darwinula stevensoni is the source of this 1494-nucleotide messenger RNA. NCBI's taxonomy places the organism in Eukaryota, Metazoa, Arthropoda, Ostracoda, Podocopida, Darwinulidae. The record is from the annotation of a GenBank genome assembly.